AUGACAAGUGAGGGUGCUGACAUCAACACGACGUUAUUUCUUGCUGAACCCGCAUCACCUGAUCUUUGGGAUGCUGCAUUUUUAACCAACCAAUACCAACCCCAACACUCUCUUUGCUUCUCUUUCAUGUUUCGCAUUAUUGUAGCAGCUGAUGACACCCCCGUUUCCAGAAAAGCCAUUAGCUAUGGUUUACGUCUACACGAGUCAAUACCACAAAGUAGCAUCCAAUUCGUCUUUGCUGUAGGGCUCAAUCCAACUUCCAAUACUAGCAUCAACCUCUUAGGUUCUCUAGAUCGUACAAAUAACCUUGAGAUCGAACAUGAUGCUCAUAAUACCGAGAAUGCAUUACGACAACGACUACCCGACAAAGCGGACCUCCAAGUUAUUACCGGGGAGCAAUCUGUAGAGAAGCUCAUUGAGGACUACAUCAACACCAAUCCACCCGAUAUUCUAAUUAUGGGAUCAUCCAAUCGCACCGGGCUUGAAAAGUAUGGCAUUGCAUAA
Molecule: messenger RNA, 504 nt
Organism: Lichtheimia ornata
Lineage: Eukaryota; Fungi; Mucoromycota; Mucoromycetes; Mucorales; Lichtheimiaceae
Exons: 2
Coding region: 1-504 (167 amino acids)
Source: RefSeq, a predicted model, not a curated record